Molecule: messenger RNA, 860 nt
Organism: Mucor mucedo
Lineage: Eukaryota; Fungi; Mucoromycota; Mucoromycetes; Mucorales; Mucoraceae
Product: UNC-50
Exons: 7
Coding region: 30-791 (253 amino acids)
Cellular component (GO): Golgi membrane
Source: RefSeq, a predicted model, not a curated record
UUUUUUUUUUUUUUCUUUUUACACUGACAAUGUCGAUAUUACCAACUACUAAUAAUUAUAACCCGUCAUCUAUGUAUGAUGGAGGAAGUAGACGCGGUAAACAAGGACCAGCCUUGCUACGAAGAUUAUUUCGGUUUCCACAAAUGGACUUUGAGUUUGCUAUAUGGCAAAUGUGUUAUUUGUUAAUAGCACCGAGAAGAGUAUAUCGAAAUAUUUAUUAUCAUAAACAAACGAAGAACCAAUGGUCAAGAGAUGAUCCAGCAUUCCUUGUGUUAUUGAUCUUGUUUAUCACCCUCAGUGCGAUUGUGUGGAGUGUCACAUAUGAUCUGGGCAUCUAUGGUGCCAUCAAGACCGUUUUAUCCAUGAUCUUUUUAGAGUUUUUGUUCAUUGGAUCUCUGAUAUCUACCGCUACAUGGUACAUGACAAACAAAUUUCUUACGCAGAAUAUAAACACUUAUGCAGUGGCUCAAAAAGUAGAAUGGCCAUAUGCAUUUGACGUUCAUUGUAAUUCAUUUUUACCCGUGUACAUGAUCCUCUAUGUCGUACAAUGGUUUUUUUUACCACUCUUGCUCAAAGAUAGUUGGAUAUCCAUGUUGAUGGGUAACCUCAUGUAUUGCAUUGCAUUAAUCUGGUACAUGGUGGGCACGUUUCUAGGCUUCAAUGCCUUACCCUUCUUGGUGCAUACGGAAUUACUCUUAUAUCCUAUCGCACUUUGUAUCGCUUUAUUUAUUGCUUCCUUGUUUGGUUUAAAUAUCUCACAAUACGUACUUGGACAUUACUUUUCACAAUAGAUUUUUUUUUUUUUUUUUUUUACUUUAUUUUAGAAUAAAUUACAAUAGGGAUAUGUACAUAUUGGGGGG